Dipodomys spectabilis (banner-tailed kangaroo rat) is the source of this 6108-nucleotide messenger RNA. RefSeq names its product kinesin family member 13A (gene Kif13a). Gene Ontology annotation, cellular component: adherens junction. The record is from RefSeq and is a predicted model, not a curated record. Lineage: Eukaryota; Metazoa; Chordata; Mammalia; Rodentia; Heteromyidae. Gene Ontology annotation, biological process: microtubule-based movement; regulation of protein localization. Gene Ontology annotation, molecular function: microtubule binding; microtubule motor activity; ATP binding.
CAGCCCGGCCAGCGCCGCCAACAUGUCGGAUACCAAGGUAAAAGUUGCUGUCCGGGUCCGGCCCAUGAACCGACGAGAACUGGAACUGAACACCAAGUGCGUGGUGGAGAUGGAAGGGAAUCAGACGGUCCUGCACCCUCCUCCUUCUAACACCAAGCAGGGAGAAAGGAAACCUCCCAAGGUAUUUGCCUUUGAUUAUUGCUUUUGGUCCAUGGAUGAAUCUAACACUACAAAAUAUGCUGGUCAAGAAGUGGUUUUCCAGUGCCUCGGGGAAGGAAUUCUUGAGAAAGCCUUUCAGGGGUACAAUGCUUGCAUUUUUGCCUAUGGACAAACAGGUUCAGGCAAAUCCUUCUCCAUGAUGGGCCAUGCUGAGCAGCUGGGCCUUAUUCCAAGGCUCUGCUGUGCUUUAUUUAAAAGGAUCUCUGUGGAGCAAAAUGAGUCACAGACCUUUAAAGUCGAAGUAUCCUAUAUGGAAAUUUAUAACGAGAAGGUUCGAGAUCUUUUAGAUCCUAAAGGGAGUAGGCAGUCUCUUAAAGUUCGAGAGCAUAAAGUGUUGGGACCUUAUGUAGAUGGCUUAUCUCAACUGGCUGUCACUAGUUUUGAGGAUAUUGAGUCAUUGAUGUCUGAGGGAAACAAGUCUCGAACUGUGGCUGCCACUAACAUGAACGAAGAAAGCAGCCGCUCCCAUGCUGUGUUCAACAUCAUAAUCACCCAGACACUUUAUGACCUGCAAUCUGGGAACUCGGGAGAGAAAGUCAGUAAGGUCAGCCUGGUAGACCUGGCGGGGAGUGAAAGAGUUUCCAAGACAGGAGCUGCGGGGGAGCGACUGAAAGAAGGCAGCAACAUUAACAAGUCCCUUACAACCUUGGGGUUGGUUAUAUCAUCACUGGCCGACCAGGCAGCUGGCAAGGGAAAAAACAAGUUUGUGCCUUAUCGAGAUUCAGUCCUCACUUGGCUUCUUAAGGACAACUUGGGAGGCAACAGCCAGACUUCUAUGAUAGCUACCAUCAGCCCAGCAGCCGACAACUAUGAGGAGACCCUCUCCACACUAAGAUACGCAGACCGAGCCAAAAGGAUUGUGAACCAUGCUGUCGUGAAUGAGGACCCCAAUGCCAAAGUCAUCCGGGAGCUGCGGGAGGAAGUAGAGAAACUCAGAGAGCAGCUCUGCCAGGCUGAGGCCAUGAAGGCCCCAGAACUGAAGGAGAAGCUUGAAGAGUCUGAAAAGCUGAUAAAAGAGCUAACAGUGACAUGGGAAGAGAAGCUCAGGAGAACAGAAGAGAUUGCACAGGAGAGACAACGACAGCUUGAGAGCAUGGGGAUUUCUCUGGAGACCUCUGGAAUCAAAGUGGGGGAUGAUAAGUGCUACUUGGUCAACCUGAAUGCAGACCCUGCUCUCAAUGAACUUUUGGUUUAUUAUUUAAAGGAUCACACCAGAGUGGGUGCAGAUACCUCUCAGGAUAUCCAGCUCUUUGGUAUAGGGAUUCAACCUGAGCACUGUGAGAUUGAUAUUGCUUCUGAUGGAGAUGUCACUCUGACUCCGAAAGAAAAUGCAAGGUCCUGUGUGAAUGGCACCCUUGUGUGCAGUGUAACCCAGCUGUGGCAUGGGGACAGGAUCCUGUGGGGGAAUAAUCACUUUUUUAGAAUUAAUUUACCUAAGAGGAAACGACGAGAUUGGUUGAGAGACUUGGAGAAGGAAACAAGUCCUGCCGAGCAUGACGUGGAUGCGGCCAGUGAGGCUUCCUCAGAACCAGACUAUAACUAUGAAUUUGCCCAGAUGGAAGUUAUCAUGAAGACCCUGAAUAGUAAUGACCCAGUUCAAAAUGUAGUUCAGGUCCUGGAGAAGCAAUACUUAGAAGAGAAGAGAAGUGCCUUGGAGGAGCAGCGGCUCAUGUACGAGCGAGAACUGGAGCAACUCCGCCAGCAGCUCUCCCCUGAGAGGCAGCCACAGAGCAGUGGGCCCGACCGCCUGGCCUACAGUAGCCAGACAGCCCAGCAGAAGGUCACUCAGUGGGCGGAGGAGAGGGAUGAACUGUUCCGGCAAAGCCUGGCCAAACUACGAGAGCAGCUUGUUAAAGCAAAUACCCUAGUGAGGGAAGCAAAUUUCCUGGCUGAAGAAAUGAGCAAGCUUACUGAUUACCAGGUGACUCUUCAGAUUCCUGCUGCGAACCUCAGUGCUAACAGAAAGAGAGGUGCAAUAGUGAGUGAGCCCGCCAUCCAAGUGAGGAGGAAAGGGAAGAGCACCCAAGUCUGGACCAUUGAGAAGCUGGAAAAUAAGUUAAUUGAUAUGAGAGACCUUUACCAAGAAUGGAAGGAAAACGUUCCUGAGGCAAAGAGACUGUAUGGGAAACGAGGCGACCCUUUUUAUGAAGCCCAAGAGAAUCACAACCUGAUAGGUGUGGCAAACGUGUUCUUGGAAUGCCUGUUCUGUGAUGUAAAACUUCAGUAUGCAGUGCCUAUCAUUAGCCAGCAGGGGGAGGUUGCAGGGCGUCUCCACGUGGAAGUGAUGCGUGUCACAGGAGCUGUUCCAGAGCGUGUGGUGGAGGAUGACUCCUCAGAGAACUCCAGUGAAAGUGGGAGCCUGGAGGUAGUAGACAGCAAUGGAGAGAUCAUUCACCGAGUCAAAAAGCUGACAUGCCGGGUAAAAAUUAAAGAAGCAACUGGACUCCCCUUAAGCCUGUCCAAUUUUGUCUUCUGUCAAUAUACGUUCUGGGACCAGUGUGAGUCUACGGUGGCUGCCCCGGUGGUGGACCCAGAGGUGCCAUCACUGCAGUCCAAGGAUGUGCAGUAUGCGGUGACCUUCUCUCACUGUAAGGAUUACGUGGUGAACGUCACGGAAGAAUUCCUGGAGUUUAUUUCGGAGGGAGCACUGGCAAUUGAAGUGUGGGGCCACCGGUGUGCUGGAAAUGGAAGCUCUAUCUGGGAAGUUGACUCUCUCCAUGCAAAGACAAGAACGCUGCAUGACAGGUGGAAUGAAGUCACUCGAAGAAUAGAAAUGUGGAUUUCCAUACUAGAGUUGAAUGAGUUGGGGGAAUACACUGCAGUGGAACUUCAUCAAGCAAAAGAUGUCAACACAGGCGGCAUCUUUCAGCUUAGACAGGGUCACUCACGUCGAGUACAAGUCACAGUACAGCCUGUACAGCAUUCAGGGACAUUGCCACUCAUGGUUGAAGCCAUAUUGUCAGUAUCCAUUGGCUGUGUAACUGCCAGGUCCACCAAACUCCAAAGAGGGCUGGACAGUUACCAGAGAAAUGAUGAGGAUGGUGAUGAUAUGGAUAGUUAUCAGGAAGAAGAUUUAAACUGCGUGAGAGAGAGGUGGUCAGAUGCACUCAUUAAACGGAGAGAAUACUUAGAUGAACAGAUUAAAAAAGUCAACAACAAAAAAGAGAAAACAGAGGAUGAUGUGGAACGGGAAGCUCGGCUUGUGGAGCAGUGGGUGGGACUGACGGAGGAAAGGAAUGCUGUGUUGGUACCAGCCCCAGGCAGUGGGAUCCCUGGGGCUCCUGCUGACUGGAUCCCACCUCCUGGCAUGGAAACUCACAUACCAGUUCUCUUCCUUGAUUUGAAUGCGGAUGACCUCAGUGCCAAUGAACAGCUUGUUGGUCCCCAUGCAUCAGGUGUGAACUCCAUCUUGCCCAAGGAACAUGGCAGCCAGUUUUUCUACCUGCCUAUCAUAAAGCAUAGUGAUGACGAGGUUUCAGCCACAGCCUCCUGGGACUCUUCGGUGCACGACUCUGUUCACUUGAAUAGAGUCACACCCCAGAACGAGAGGAUUUAUCUUAUCGUGAAGACCACAGUCCAACUCAGUCACCCGGCCGCCAUGGAGUUAGUAUUACGAAAGCGGAUUGCAGCCAAUAUUUACAACAAACAGAGUUUUACCCAGAGUUUGAAGAGGAGGAUAUCAUUGAAGAACAUAUUCUAUUCCUGCGGUGUAACUUAUGAAAUAGUUUCCAAUAUACCAAAGGCAACCGAGGAGAUUGAGGACCGGGAAACGCUGGCUCUCCUGGCAGCACGGAGUGAAAACGAGGGCACGUUAGAUGGAGAGACAUACAUUGAGAAAUACACACGGGGCGUGCUGCAUGUGGAGAACAUUCUGAGCCUUGAACGGCUCCGACAGGCUGUCACAGUCAAAGAAGCACUUUCCACCAAGGCUCGGCACAUUCGGAGGAGCCUCAGCACACCAAAUGUUCACAAUGUUUCUUCUAGUCGACCAGACCUUUCUGGCUUUGAAGAAGAUGAUAAGGGUUGGCCAGAGAACCAGUUAGACGUGUCUGACUACAGCUCCAGUUACCAAGAUGUAGCAUGUUAUGGAACUUUACCCAGGGAUUCACCUCGAAGGAGCAAAGAAGGCAAUGGUUGUACAUCGGAGAAUCCUCAUGCCUUAACGGUCAGCCCUUUUAAAGCAUUCUCCCCCCAGCCGCCAAAGUUUUUCAAACCCCUAAUGCCUGUAAAAGAGGAACAUAAGAAAAGGAUAGCUCUUGAAGCAAGACCUCUUCUAAGCCAAGAGAGCAUGUCUCCAUCUCAGGCACAUAACCCUGGCUGCAUUGUACCCUCAGGAAGCAAUGGCAGCAGCAUGCCAGUAGAACACAGUAGCAAACGUGAGAAGAAGAUUGACUCUGAGGAGGAAGAAAAUGAGCUGGAAGCUAUUAACCGGAAGCUGAUAAGUUCCCAGCCUUAUGUACCUGUGGAGUUUGCUGACUUCAGUGUUUACAAUGCCAGCUUGGAGAACAGGGAAUGGUUUUCUUCUAAAGUGGAUCUGACAAACUCACGGGUCUUGGAGAAGGAAGUGUCUCGUAGCCCUACCACCAGCAGUAUUACCAGUGGCUACUUUUCCCAUAGUGCCUCCAAUGCCACUCUGUCUGACAUGGUGGUCCCUUCUAGCGAUAGCUCAGACCAGCUCACCAUUCAGAUGAAGGAGCCCGACUCCAGUGAACACCCUGGGCCUUCCAUUGUGCAUGAUUUCAGACCAUCCUCAAGCAAAGAAUUGAUGGAGGAAGAAAAAGUCUUGGAAAAGGAUAAAAUCAUUGUGGUGCCACUCAAGGAAAACAGUGCCUUAGCCAAAGGGAACACUUCAUCCCAGAGCACCCCUGAGAAAAACUCUAAAGUGAUGUGCAGGAAUGGUUCACAUUCAGAAUUAGAUGCCUGCCCCAGCAAAAAUGGUCAACUGGCCAGAGAUUUCUGCCCCAGGGAGGUGACGGUAGAACAUACCAUGAACAUCCUGGAGGAUCAUUCCUUCACAGAGUUCAUGGGUGUGUCAGAUGGAAAAGAUUUUGAUGGUUUGACAGAUUCUUCUGCUGGACAGCCAUCUGGUAGGAGACACCUACCAAAUAAAGCAGACAGUGAGAGUGUCCCAGGUGGGCCACAGGAUGCUGGACAGACGCAUAACAAGUUAGAGAAUAACCAGGUAAUAACUUCAGAGGCAGCCCACUGGGUUCUGGGUUCUCAGUGAGCAUGUCUAAUUGUACACCUACCCCCAGAGGUCCUUCACCACAGUAAACUUUGUAGGAAACACAGGCCCACUAGGGAGCAAGCUCCCUGUCUGUGCAGAUCAUUCCCUUAUGAAGAGCUGAUCUGCUUUGGGAACCAUGAAAUAUAGGACCAAUAGAUUCUUUGAAAUUGGCAUAUGAAUCGAUGUUGAAUUAAUAUUCAGGUGGCUAAGGAUCAUUUAAUGUCAUGUUAAUUCUCUGGUGGCUUUGGCCUAUCUCCAAAUAAUGAUAGCAUCUACCAUGAGAAUUAAUUUGUGUAUCCUUUGGUUCCUAUAUCUUGUUUUACCUUGUAUCAGUAAGAAAGAAAAACACUGGACUGGGAGAGUGUAGCUUAGUGGUAGAUCAUUAGUCCUGGAUUCCAUUCCCAGCACUAGAAAAGAAAAAUCACAUCAGCAACUGUAAGAAACAACAGUAAUCUGGUGAAAAAGGGUGUUUCAGGAAGGAGUGAGCAGAUUUCCUGAGCAAUUGAAGUUUGGAUUUUGGCUGUUAACCAGAUUGGCUUAUAAUAUUGUUUAAUUUCCAUAUUGGAACAAAAUAGGUUUUUGCCACAGAAAAAAAUGAAUUAUGUAAACAAGAGAUUAUCACCUUCUUCUAAGCAAUCUGUUCUUAAGCACUGCCAUUUCUU